This is a messenger RNA of Trametes versicolor FP-101664 SS1, 900 nucleotides long. RefSeq lists its product as uncharacterized. Lineage: Eukaryota; Fungi; Basidiomycota; Agaricomycetes; Polyporales; Polyporaceae. The record is from RefSeq and is a predicted model, not a curated record. The coding region runs from base 1 to 900 and encodes 299 amino acids. The transcript is spliced from 11 exons.
AUGCCACUGUCGCCGGGGACUGCGGAUAUGCCAGUGGUCCGUGCAUCCGCUGACGACACUCUCACAUUCCCGCGGGAGGUCGAGCGUAUCUGGAAGCGCGGAUUCAGCACGCCGGUUAUAUUGUUCUAUCUCGUCAGGUAUACGGCGAUGAUGAGCGCGCUGAUCAUAAUUCUGGACUUGGCUGGUUGGAGGGGAAGAUCUGACAGCGUAAUCUCCUUGCGUGUCUACACGUUCGUGGAAUUGAACAUCCGCACGUCCCCAGUCCCGGCAUCAUGUGUGUUUGCAACGGAUGUGCCGGACACUGUAUAUGAAAACUGGAUCAUAGGUGCACGGUCGUCAGCCGUCCUUACGGAUCUGGUCGUGCUCGGUAUCACCAUCUGGAAAGCGCGGCCCGUUCAUGUUCAAGGUGUCAAGCUUGGUGUCAAAUGCACCAUGGUGAGCAUCCUGAUGAGAGACGGUGUGCUAUACUUCGGGGUACUCUUAAUCGCGAACCUCAUCGGUCUCACACUCGUCCGGUUCUUCGCCUCUAUCCAACCAAUAUACACCUGGAUAGCUAUGCUGACGGCAAUUAUGACCGCGCGCUUCAUCCUCGAUCUUCACGAGGCGGCAGAUCCACGCUUCGGCAGCUUGAGCACCGACGGCGGCAUCUCCGCCUUGAUUUUCCCAGACACAUCCAAGCACGCUCCGCACGUCAACCACGACGUUUCCCCGAGCAGCAGCACUGUGGGAACGGACUGGAUAGAUCAAAGCUCAGAAAACGGUAGUGUGGACGUCGGCGAGUGCGAUGACGCGGAGUGGGAGGUCCUUCGGAAUAAAAGUUAUCUGGCGUCUGGUACAAACGGCCGUACCGCCACGGCGUCGCAAUGCAAAGACAUCGAGUCCAUCAUCUGGAUACGAUGA